This is a messenger RNA of Myotis lucifugus (little brown bat), 454 nucleotides long. It is a transcript of the gene GAST, whose product is annotated as gastrin. Gene Ontology annotation, cellular component: extracellular region. Gene Ontology annotation, molecular function: hormone activity. The coding region runs from base 89 to 403 and encodes 104 amino acids. The record is from RefSeq and is a predicted model, not a curated record. The transcript is spliced from 4 exons. NCBI's taxonomy places the organism in Eukaryota, Metazoa, Chordata, Mammalia, Chiroptera, Vespertilionidae.
CCAGGCAGACCUCAGCAUCACCCAACUCCCGGCUCGGCAGAUGAGAAAACAGGCCCAGAGGGAGAUGUGACCCAAAUGACUGGACAAGAUGCAGCGGCUGUGUGUGCAAGCGCUGAUCCUGGCUCUGGCUCUGGCCGCCUUCUCGGAAGCCUCCUGGAAGCCCCGCUCGCAGCUGCAGGACGCACCCUCGGGCCCAGGGGCCAAGAGGGCCCUGGAGGCACGUUGGCCGGACCAGCUGGGCCCAGCCCCUCACCACCAAAGGCAGCUGAGGUUCCCGGAUCCCCCACGCCCGGUGGCAGACCUGUCCAAGAAGCAGGGGCCGUGGCUGGAGGAAGAGGAAGAAGCGUAUGGAUGGAUGGACUUCGGCCGCCGCAGUGCUGAGGAAGGGGACCAACAGCCCUAGCCACCUCCCAGCCCAGCCCAGCCCAGCCCCAUGGAAAACCAACCCAAAUAA